CUUUUGAAUAAAUAUGCAUUGUAUCACAUAGUAUGCCAUUUAAGCAUGCAAGGAAUGUGCAUUAUUUUAGUCCCACGCAUAUUGCUCAUGGGCAGACAAGAAAAUAAUUUUGGAAUGGUGAGAUUGGAAGCAGCGCUUAAGAAGUCAAGGCUCAUACCAGGGGAAAUUUGCUACCCAGAACUUUGCAAACAGGAGUUUGCUAACAGAUAUCAAAGGAGUUUUGCAUAGAGCUUAGCGAUGAAAUGUGCAGGGAGGUACACAAGCAUGAGGAGAAGGUAUAAGGAGAAACUGCCUUCCAAGUGUUUUCAAGACCAUGUCACUAACAAAGAGAGAUUCUCAGAUGCCCUCAAUGGCCAGAGGUGGAGAUUUUUGAAAAAUGGCCUGGAUGACUUCAGGAAUGGCUGCCCUCCUCCUUCUGACAACAUCAUCAUCCGAGGCAAAAAGGGCCCAGUACCUGUUCUUCUACAUUACAAACAAAUGGAUGCUUCACAGAUAGUACCUUAUAAGGCUAGAGAAUUACAGACCAAAAGUGAAGUCAGUUUCUCCAAGCUCAGUGCAGCACAGAAAGCCAGGAAAGAUUACAUUGUGCAGACUGAGCACUGCCUGACCCAACAUCCACUAGCGCUUUAUCCACAUUUGGAGGAAAGUGUGUCUCCAGAGCUUUUUCGGGAAGUUGUGAGGCUCCUGGACCCCGAGCUGCACCUGAGCAGAAGCUCACAUGGCUAUGACAGAACUCAAGCAACUCUCCCAACUAUUCAAUAUCACCUGAAGUGCGAAACAAAAUCACCGCCAACUCACAGUGCACCCCUGCAGUCCUGGCUGCCUAAAAGCAAGAACCCUUACACAUGGUUUAGUAAAAAAAGGGUGGCUGAGAGAGAGAGGGCAGCCAGAAUAGGCUACGUCCCUCCCUUGGAUGAGAAUGUAAAGCGUGUAACCAAGGAGUUCUGUGAGUGGGUAAGCGCAAUGGGAGGUGAAAAGUAUAACAUCGAUGAAGCCACUGUCAUGAAACUGUUUGACACCAGGUAUGAAUCGAAGUCCAAGACAGCAGCACCCAUUAAAAUUGUGGAGCUAUACCAUGUCCCAGCAGAACUAAGAGAGUGCCUGGGAAGGCCUGAGAUUCAGGAAACUAAAAGUACUGUCAAGCAGAUGCCUUCUGAGCCAAAGUGGGAGAAGUUUAAAUAUGGAGCCUGGUACCUUCAUCCCAAGAAAUGGAAAAAGCAAAAAGCAAGUGAUUGGGAAACAGUCCCUGAAGCUCUGAAAACCUUUCUGGAAUUGAGGAAGAAAGCUGCCAAACAGAUGGAGUCGAAGGAGAAGGCAACGCCACUCCAUGGAACAUUUGCCUUCAAUCGGUUCCUUGAAAUGAGGGGCUACAGGAAGCCUGCGGCUUCUACAAAUCUGCCUGCCAAGGGAAAUGCCCCUGGCUGUCCAGCAGCACCUGAAUCCCCACUGCAGAAAGCCUAGAGAGCCAAGUUUCUGAGUGCAGGCACAGGCCUUAUGUGCCUGUAAAAGAAGUGGAGCAGACACAUGGUGAGAUCCAGCUCAACUGAAGAGACUUUCAACCUUCCCUCCCUGCUGAAGGUCUUUGGAACAUGCAGAGGACUGAGGGGAGGCGAGGACUGGUGGGGAGUACAGAAAUGGCUGGGUAUGUAGCCAAGCCCAGGUCGGUGGGUCCCUGCAUAAAUUGUGCACUGAGGUCGUCCAAGGGGGCUCGACUGUGGUUGCACUCACUGCUGGAGGUACAGGCAGCUUCCAUAGAACCUAGAGUCUCCUUGGUUGUAGUGACCCCACCCCCUCAACAGUUGUGUAAUUUCCUGCCCAAGGGGGUUUGCGUGUCCUCCUCCCUGUUGGCUUUCAGAGGCCGGUGAAAAGCAUUUGUCUGAAAGGGGAUUUUUCAGUCAUUGUUGGUUUUGUUUUUUGCCUGCAAAUAGUUUGUGCUAUGACUAUGAUAUGGUUUGGUAGGGGUUAUUAAUGUUGUGUUACUCUGUACUGUAUUGUAUUUGGAAUUUUUAAAUUUUAUUUUGAAGUGUAUUGUAUUUUAUUGUAAACUGCCCGGAAAGCUUUGCUAUGAAGUGAUACAGAAAUUCAAUAAAUAAAACAAAAUAAUAAAAAUAGGAA
Molecule: messenger RNA, 2115 nt
Organism: Hemicordylus capensis (graceful crag lizard)
Lineage: Eukaryota; Metazoa; Chordata; Lepidosauria; Squamata; Cordylidae
Gene: FAM47E
Product: family with sequence similarity 47 member E
Exons: 8
Coding region: 238-1461 (407 amino acids)
Source: RefSeq, a predicted model, not a curated record